This is a messenger RNA of Prorocentrum cordatum, 1827 nucleotides long. Lineage: Eukaryota; Dinophyceae; Prorocentrales; Prorocentraceae. The record is from the annotation of a GenBank genome assembly.
GAGUCUGGCGACGUGGCCACUGCCUCGCCCGGCGCGACGCCCACCCCAACGUCCAGCCAGGGGAACCCUGCCGAGUCUGGCGACGGGGCCACUGCCUCGCCCGGCGCGACGCCACCCCAACGUCCCAGGGAACCCUGCCGAGUCUGGCGACGUGGCCACUGCCUCGCCCGGCGCGACGCCCACCCCAACGUCCAGCCAGGGGAACCCUGCCGAUCUGGCGACGGGGCCACUGCGUCGCCCGGCGCGACGCCCACCCCAACGUCCAGCCAGGGGAACCCUGCCGAGUCUGGCGACGGGGCCACUGCGUCGCCCGGCGCGACGCCCACCCCAACGUCCAGCCAGGGGAACCCUGCCGAGUCUGGCGACGUGGCCACUGCCUCGCCCGGCGCGACGCCCACCCCAACUCUGGCGACGUGGCCACUGCCUCGCCCGGCGCGACGCCCACCCCAACGUCCAGCCAGGGGAACCCUGCCGAGUCUGGCGACGGGGCCACUGCGUCGCCCGGCGCGACGCCCACCCCAACGUCCAGCCAGGGGAACCCUGCCGAGUCUGGCGACGGGGCCACUGCGUCGCCCGGCGCGACGCCCACCCCAACGUCCAGCCAGGGGAACCCUGCCGAGUCUGGCGACGUGGCCACUGCCUCGCCCGGCGCGACGCCCACCCCAACGUCCAGCCAGGGGAACCCUGCCGAGUCUGGCGACGGGGCCACUGCCUCGCCCGGCGCGACGCCCACCCCAACGUCCAGCCAGGGGAACCCUGCCGAGUCUGGCGACGUGGCCACUGCGACUUCUGCCGAGUCUGUCGACGUGGCCGCUGCGCAGCCGGGCCCGACGCCCAGCCCGACUGCCAGCCAGGAGUUCUCUGCCGAGUCGGUGGACAUGUCGAGUGUGCACGCCGUCGGCGACCCGCAUCUGGUCAACGUGUAUGGGCAGCACUUCGACAUCUUCCACCAGGGCGUCCACGUGCUCCUCCAGGUCCCGCGGGGCGCGGCGCCCGCGGCCGCGAGGCUCUAUGUGGCGGCGCGCGCCCAGCAGCUGGGAGCCGUGUGCGACGAGAUGUACUUCACCUCCCUGAACGUGACGGGCAGGUGGGUCGAGGACAGGCUGCGCUCGAAGGCAUUCAAUUUGACGGACGACUUUCCCGAGGCAGCAAUGAGAGCCCGCGGCAGACCCACGGGAGGCCUCCACUUCUUGGCGGGACAGGCGGGCAAUCGGCGCCACACGCCGUGGAUGUACUUCGGCGGGGUGGGCCUCAGGGUCACCUGGGGCCACACAGCCCACGGCGUCAAGUACCUCAACGUUCUCAUGAAGCACGUGAGCCAGGCCGGCGCUCCAGUCGGAGGCCUCCUCGGUGGGGACGACCACACCGAGGCGGCAACCCGGAGCUCGGCGUGCAGCAAGUCGCUGGCCCUCAGAGCCGAGGAGCAGGAUGAGCCUCAGGGAGCGGAGCCCGGCUCGCACACGGAUUGGGCCCACAUGGCGGUUGCGACCUGGUGAUGAGCGCGGGGCAGGGGCGGGAACGAUCGCGCUUGUGCUCCGCGAUCUGCUCUGCUGCGCGCCGGCUUACGACAUCUGUGGACGGCUCAAGAGUCAGUAGCUACCUAAGGGCUGAGUGUCGGGAGUUGUUCGCGAGUCAUACCUAGCUAUUCGCGCGCACGAGCAGCAGCCCGAGGGGCGAGAGCUCUCAGCAAACACUCGCUGCACAUGUGCAGCCCUUGGCGCAUGUGCCACUGUCUCUGCCCGUGGCACCACGACUGGCGCUUCCUUGCUAUACGUCCCGCGGCAGUCGGGUCGGGAGGACCAGAUUUUGCGGAGGCGUCGCGUGGAA